AUGUCUCGGAGGAAGAUUUCGUCCGAGUCCUUCAGCUCCCUGGGCUCCGACUACCUGGAGACCAGCCCCGAGGAGGAGGGCGAGUGCCCGCUGUCCAGGCUCUGCUGGAACGGCAGCCGGAGCCCGCCCGGCCAGCCCGAGGCCAGCGCGGCCGCCGCCGCCGCCGCCGCCGCCGCCGCCGCCGGGGCCCGGAGGGCGCAGCGCCGCCGGCGGGUCAACCUGGACUCGCUGGGCGAGAGCAUCGGCCGCCUGACGGCGCCCUCGCCUCAGACGAUUCAGCAGACUCUCAAGAGGACAUUGCAGUAUUAUGAGCACCAAGUUAUUGGUUACAGGGAUGCAGAAAAGAAUUUCCACAAUAUCUCUAACAGAUGCUCCUAUGCGGACCAUUCCAGCAAAGAGGAAAUCGAGGACAUCUCGGGAAUUCUUCAGUGCACUGCUAACAUACUCGGAUUGAAGUUCGAGGAGAUUCAAGAAAGAUUCGGUGAGGAGUUCUUUAACAUAUGCUUUGAUGAGAACGAGAGAGUCCUUCGAGCUGUCGGUGGCACGCUGCAGGACUUCUUUAAUGGCUUCGAUGCUUUGUUGGAACACAUUAGGACUUCUUUUGGAAAACAGGCCACCCUGGAGUCACCAUCAUUCCUGUGCAAAGAGCUCCCUGAAGGCACUCUCAUGCUCCACUACUUCCACCCUCACCAGACUGUGGGCUUUGCCAUGCUGGGGAUGAUUAAGGCCGUGGGAAAGAAGAUCUAUCAGCUGGACGUGGAAGUGGAACAGGUUGCGAACGAGUUAUGCUCUGAUGGCUCCAACCCAGGCAACUGUAGCUGUCUCACUUUUCUUAUCAAAGAACGUGAAAGUGCUAGUAUCUCGAAGAACCUCCCCCAGGGGACCUCGCAGGUUCCCGAGGACCUCAGAAUUAGCAUCAACACCUUCUGCAGAGCCUUUCCUUUCCACUUGAUGUUUGACCCCCAAAUGGCCGUCCUUCAGCUGGGGGAAGGCCUGAGGAAGCAGCUUCGAUGCGACACUCACAAAGUGCUCAAGUUUGAGGACUGCUUCGAGAUCGUUUCUCCGAAGGUUACCGCCACCUUCGAGAGGGUCCUGCUGCGACUGUCCACCCCAUUUGUGAUCAGGACCAAGCCCGAAGCUUCUGGCACGGACAAUAAAGACAAGGUGAUGGAAGUCAAAGGACAAAUGAUUCACGUCCCAGAAUCAAAUUCCAUUUUAUUUUUGGGCUCUCCAUGUGUGGACAAGCUGGAUGAACUUAUGGGCCGGGGACUGCAUCUCUCAGAUAUCCCCAUCCAUGAUGCCACCCGAGAUGUCAUUUUGGUUGGUGAGCAGGCUAAGGCCCAAGAUGGCUUGAAGAAGAGGAUGGAUAAGUUAAAGGCGACUUUGGAAAGAACUCACCAGGCCCUGGAAGAGGAGAAAAAGAAAACAGUGGAUCUUCUAUACUCUAUUUUUCCCGGUGAUGUAGCCCAGCAACUGUGGCAAGGGCAGCAAGUGCAGGCCAGAAAGUUUGAUGACGUCACCAUGCUCUUUUCGGACAUUGUUGGCUUCACGGCCGUCUGCGCUCAGUGCACCCCCAUGCAAGUGAUCAGCAUGCUGAACGAGCUCUACACCAGAUUCGAUCACCAGUGUGGAUUCUUGGAUAUUUAUAAGGUGGAAACCAUAGGUGACGCCUACUGUGUCGCCGCAGGCCUGCACAGAAAAAGCCUCUGCCACGCCAAGCCCAUCGCGCUCAUGGCCCUGAAGAUGAUGGAGCUUUCGGAGGAGGUGCUGACCCCCGAUGGGCGGCCCAUUCAGAUGAGGAUAGGCAUUCAUUCAGGCUCUGUGCUGGCUGGAGUUGUUGGGGUGAGAAUGCCACGAUAUUGCCUGUUUGGAAAUAACGUCACUCUGGCAAGCAAAUUCGAAUCGGGAAGUCACCCUCGGCGCAUCAAUGUCAGCCCCACCACUUACCAAUUAUUAAAACGGGAAGAAAGUUUCACAUUCAUUCCUCGGUCCCGGGAAGAUCUCCCCGACAACUUUCCAAAGGAAAUUCCCGGGAUCUGCUAUUUCCUGGAGGUAAGGACUGGUCCCAAGCCGCCAAAGCCUUCUCUCUCCUCGUCGAGGAUCAAAAAGGUUUCCUACAACAUCGGCACCAUGUUCCUCCGGGAGACCAGCCUCUGA
Pipistrellus nathusii (Nathusius's pipistrelle) is the source of this 2157-nucleotide messenger RNA. The record is from the annotation of a GenBank genome assembly. Lineage: Eukaryota; Metazoa; Chordata; Mammalia; Chiroptera; Vespertilionidae.